GCAGCAGCAGCGGUCGUUGUUCGGCCGUGGAGCUGCAGCUGUGCGUCGUUUCACGGCCUAUUACUAAAGUAUAACUGAGUAGAGGACGCGUCGAGACAAAUAGUAACGGGCUCUGUCCAGUUAUUACUAGUCUGUAGUCGCUUAUCUCACACACAAACAUGAACUCUCCGGGCAGCAGAGACGGUGACACCCGUGCAGAGCACUACAUGCACGAGCCGUCGUCGGCAGCACCGCCCGCCGUAGCAGCAGCGGGAGGUGGAGGCUUGUACCUGGAUUCCUAUGAAGUGUCCUUUCCCCUGGAGGAGAGCGUGGAGCGGCCGGCCGCGUACCACAUGAGCCACGGGCAGCAGAUGAUGGACGAGGCUGUGGUGCAGGAGCCUCCUCAUCCUCAGUACAGCCCCUUCAUCCUGGUGUCCAACCUGCGAGCUCACCUCUACGUGGCCCUGGAGAAGAACGCCUGGCUGCAGAAGCGCAUCGAGGAGCUGGAGGAGGAGCGAAACUUCCUUCGCUGCCAACUGGACCGCUUCAUCGUGAGCAUGAGGAGUCCGGAGGAGUGGUGUGGAGAUGCCCAGCGUGCUGUAAAGACCCAGCCUUCAAGCUCUCCCUCCCCACCUUCCCCCAUGACCACCAGGUCAGGAAUGACCCUGAAACGCCUGCAGGUACCAGUACCUCGGACCCGCCGCAGCACUGCCAUCCCCGUUAAGCAGGAGUUUCAUCUGGAGGAGGAUCAGUACUACACCGAAGAUGAGUACUUGGAGGAAGAGGAGGAGGAAGAGGAUGAGGAAGAUGAGGACUCUGCAUUGGAGAAGGGUUCAAAAAAGAAGGGAAAAGGACGAGCCAAUGGCGAGCCGAGGAUGAAGAUGAGGAGGAUCUUCAGGAUCACUCAUGGAAGGGAGAGGCAGCGAGGUGAGGGUCACUGA
Molecule: messenger RNA, 920 nt
Organism: Betta splendens (Siamese fighting fish)
Lineage: Eukaryota; Metazoa; Chordata; Actinopteri; Anabantiformes; Osphronemidae
Exons: 5
Coding region: 159-920 (253 amino acids)
Cellular component (GO): nucleoplasm
Source: RefSeq, a predicted model, not a curated record